AUGACAGAUGAACAACAUCUCAUCUUACCAACGUCCAUUGGGAUCUUGCUAUCAGUCCCCUCCUCCAUUUCGCAUAUUCCAUAUGGCAAAAUGCAUCUGAUUAAUGGAGCCCUUUUGGCAUCAAUUCCAAUAGUUCUGGCGAGUCAGACUGUGUUCAGUGUGCACGAUGAUAUUCUUGCUUUCCCACAAUAUGAAGUUAUCUUUUCUGAUUCCUUCAUCUCAGAUGCAGCUGCAAACCACAUAAUCGAGCAAGCUUCCUCGUCAAUCCAGGAGCCUCCUCCAAGCUCGAAUACAAAGAGCAUCGAGCCCAGCGGUGCCCCCCAUACGCACCAUGAUAAACCGUUCGACCCCACCUACGAAAGUUACGAAUUAAUGUACUUGAAUGGGGAACAACAUCUUUGCACGAUUCCCAUUGUUAAAUCACCGCCCAGGAACGAAACUUCGGAAGCGGAAGCCCGCGCGGCCGAGCAAAAAGAGUUGGCGCGCGCCACAGACCGAGGUUGGGAACUCCUCCAAGAGCUGGAGGGAAAUUGUCUCUAUUAUAUUUCGGGAUGGUGGUCAUAUGCCUUUUGCUACAAUGCAGAUAUAACGCAAUUCCACCAGCUUCCACCUCAGCCGGGUAAACCGCCAGUGCCACCACUCAGAGACCCAAAUACCAUGGAAUUUGUGCUUGGUAGAGCUAGGGGAGGUGGCAUGAAAGCAGCUGAAUGGGAAAACCAGUUAGACCCUCCAAAGGGUCAAAAGAACCAGCCGCCGAACACAGAGUUACAGGUCAAGGGCGACACGCGAUAUUUGGUACAGAAGAUGGAAGGGGGCACGACAUGCGAUCUGACUGGUAAGCCAAGAAGAGUCGAGGUCCAAUUCCACUGCAACCCACACGUCACGGAUCGGAUUGGCUAUAUCAAGGAGGUAACAACAUGCUCUUACCUUAUGGUUGUUUACACACCACGUCUGUGUAACGAUGUGGCAUUCAUGCCACCGAAAGACAACAAAGCACACCCUAUCACGUGUCGGGUCAUAGUUCCAGAAGAUGAGAUUGAUUACCGGUUGCAAUUAAAGACACUAGAAGCUGAGCUUGAGACUGCUGGGCAGAAGAAAGAGACGAAAAUCAACGUCGGCGGAGUCGUUGUCGGAGGUGGCCAAUGGAUGAAUAAUGAAGGCGCCCGUAUGCCAAUACCCCCGAAUUUUGGGAAGGAGCCCCUUGGUAGCCACACUGAGAUUAUUGCCAGGGCGAAGAGCAAGGCCGAGGGCGGACAGGUUGAGAUGGCAAGUGAUGCAGAAUUAGCAAAGCUGGAUUUGGAGCCGGAGAUGGUGGACCAGCUACGAAAGGAAGUGCAGAAGAUGGCGAAGGAAAAAGGUUGGAAGAUCGAAGUUGUCGAUGCCCCUGGAGAGGUUAGGGAAAUUUUGGGAAUCGUGGAUAAUGACGAAAAAGAUGACGACACUACGCCUGAAGCUGUAGAGACCAAGGCCGAGGGCGAUGAGGGCAGCGAAGAGGUCUAUAAGGAUGAGCUAUAG
Molecule: messenger RNA, 1515 nt
Organism: Lachnellula hyalina
Lineage: Eukaryota; Fungi; Ascomycota; Leotiomycetes; Helotiales; Lachnaceae
Gene: yos9
Product: OS-9-like protein
Exons: 2
Coding region: 1-1515 (504 amino acids)
Biological process (GO): retrograde protein transport, ER to cytosol; endoplasmic reticulum unfolded protein response
Cellular component (GO): endoplasmic reticulum lumen
Source: RefSeq, a predicted model, not a curated record